AUGGCUUUCGCUACAGGUGCACAGGGUUGGCAGAUAUUCCGUGAUCCAGUCCAUGGGCAGAUUUCACUACACCCUGUUUGUGUUGCAUUUGUUGAUACUCCACAAUUUCAAAGAUUAAGAUUCAUCAAGCAAUGUGGUUUCUUGGAAAAUGUUUAUCCGGGAGCAACCCAUAACAGAUUUGGUCACAGUCUUGGAGUUUGCCAUCUUGCUGGCAGGUUUCUUCGUGACCUGAGAGAACGACAACCUGAAUUAGAAAUAUCUAACAUUGAUAUACUAUGUGUAGAACUAGCUGGCUUAUGUCAUGACUUGGGUCAUGGUCCUUUUUCUCAUACAUGGGAAAGAUACAUGCAGGCUUCAAUUAAGAAGAAACACUUGAAUUUAAAAUGGAAGCAUGAAGUUAUUUCUGCACAUAUGAUCGAUUAUAUUAUCAAGGACAACUGCCUCGGACCUUUCUUGUGUAGCUACGGAAUUGGACCAGCAGAAAUAAAACGUGUCAAGGAUUACAUUUGUGGAACACAGCCGGUCGACGACACAAAAACUUUUCUGAAUCAAAUUGUGAACAAUGAUGACUCGGGCUUAGAUGUUGACAAGUGGGAUUAUUUCCUGCGAGAUUCCUUGUACUUAGGCUUGCCCUGCAACUUCGAAUAUGAACGAAUAAUGCAGUUUGCUAAAGUUUUAAAGGUGGAUGGACGACUGCAAAUUUGCUUUCGUGAUAAAGUUUUGGAUUCUGUUUAUAAUGUUUUCCGUACUCGAAGUAAUUUGCAUCGAUUGGCUUAUCAGCACAAAGUUGUCAUUAUCACUGACUCAAUGUUUGUGGAUGCUUUGCUAUUAGCAGAGGGGAAGCUUACAGGGUUAAAUGGAGAGGUUCUUCAAUAUUGGAACUGGAGUAUGGAUGCAGCGUUUAAGACAGGAAAGGAUCUUGAGGCUGCUUUAGAAAAGUACUGUAUGUUGACAGAUGCUAUUGUUUAUACAUGUUUGAAGUUUACAUCCAAUCCAGAUCUUCAGCGUUCAUCCGCCUUGAUUAAGGGUAUAGAGAGGAGAUCUUGUGAAAAUAGCAGUUUUUAUCGACACAUUAGUUUGAAACUACAUUCACAUUCUUGUGAUGAAAAUGAAAUUUUGAUUGGUUUGAACAAGUUUUUGCCAGUGGCCAAUAAAGUCGUAGCAAUUUCUAAAACGAAUGAUAAAUCUGAUGAAAAAACAUUUAAGCCAGUGACAAUAGAUGACAUUUAUGUCCAUGUAUUAUCAAUAAAUUGGGGUAAAGGACCUCUUAAUCCUGUUGAUUUUGUGCAUUUUUAUUCAAAAUGUCCUGCGAUGAAUGAUAGCCCAUUGAAAGAUGUGAAGGAAGUUCCCGUAAUGUUGCCUAAAUCUUUUGAAGAAGUACAAGUUCAUGUGAUGUGUUUUCGUAGUGAUUUAUAUGCUGCAGAAGUUACAAAAAAGUGCUUUGAAAUGUUCUGGCAGCAACCAGUCAAUUCAAAUACUUAUGAGCUUGAAUAG
Messenger RNA from Uloborus diversus, 1494 nucleotides. It is a transcript of the gene fal, whose product is annotated as deoxynucleoside triphosphate triphosphohydrolase SAMHD1-like. NCBI's taxonomy places the organism in Eukaryota, Metazoa, Arthropoda, Arachnida, Araneae, Uloboridae. The coding region runs from base 1 to 1494 and encodes 497 amino acids. Gene Ontology annotation, molecular function: dGTPase activity. The transcript is spliced from 11 exons. The record is from RefSeq and is a predicted model, not a curated record. Gene Ontology annotation, cellular component: nucleus. Gene Ontology annotation, biological process: dGTP catabolic process.